AAAAAUUGGCAUGGAACUGAUUAAAAACGAAAGAUCUCGAAAUUCGACGUAUCAAAAGAGAAAAAAAAGUUUGGAGAAAAAGUCGAAUGAAUUAUCAAUUUUAUGUCAAGUCAAGCUAUGCAUGAUUGUAUACGGUCCAAAAGAUAGCGAACCAACAAUCUGGCCCGAUAAAGAUACAGUUCUGAGCUUAAUCUACUCGUACAGAGCCCGAUCGGACGAUGAUAAGAGAUUGAGAACUCAUGAUUUAUCCUUUUACUUCAGAGACUUAACGAGAAAAGUCGAGAUCGAGUCUUCAAAAUUACGCAAAAGAAAUUUUGAGGCUAAGUAUCCAACUUGGGAUCAACACUACGAUAGUUUAUCUUCUGAUCAACUCAAACAACUUUCUGCCUUAUUGGGUGCGAAAAUAGAGUUUAUGAAGCAAAGGUUGGAACUCUUGAAAGGAACGCAGACAAUAUCAUUAGAAGACAUGCAUGCAAUGAGUUUUCUUGGAAAGCAAGUAACUCAGCCAAAUACUCAAUGUGUAAUGCAGAGUUUGGUUAGAAUAAGUAGUUUGCAACUUGAAAUUAUUGAGCAGCAACAACAACAAUUGGUGCCACCGUUGAAUUUCCCGGAGACAGAAAUUAUGCCAUUUGGGCAACAUCAGAUUAUACAACGAGAUAAUCAUCAAAGUUCGGGAAUCUCAACUGGAAUACCUCACUGCACCGGUACCGGUUAUGAGCCACAUUUAGCGAUAUUAAAUGCUAGUGGAAAUGUUAUCGAAAGUCAACGAUGUGUCACAGGGAUUUGGCCCGAGAUAAUAAUAUGUUGUUUAGCAAUAAUGUUGAUCAACAACCUCAACCAUUGUGUUAUUUUGUUCCAAUGGCGACACCUAAUAACUACUUUCAUCAGUAUCAUCCUAUGUUGCCAAAUGCUGCAACUUCUUAUCAAAUGCAUACUUCUGAGACGGAAGAGUAUUAUGAAGUGGGAGAUUUUCAACUACCAAAUUUGAAUAAGUAAUGAAGCUAUGUUCGUUUUGUUUCCUCCUCCGUUUUCUCGAGAGACGACGACGACGACAACAACAACAACAUAUCAAGUGGAGUCUGGGGAGGGUAGCGAGUACACUGACUUACUACUACCUUGUCCAGAAAAAAAUGUUGUGUUCGAUAGAGUUUCUUGUAAGAGUGAGUGGAUAAUUAAUCCGUUUUUUUAAAAAAAUAAUUAUGUGAAAGUAAGUUAUUUUAUUGUAGUUUUUGACGGGCUAGGAUUCUUUUAUGGUUGGUUACACUUUUUGUUUAUGCCAUGAAAGAAAUAGGAUAGUUUGUAAGAUCCCUUGCUUUGACCUAAGCUUUUAC
This is a messenger RNA of Nicotiana tabacum (common tobacco), 1331 nucleotides long. The record is from RefSeq and is a predicted model, not a curated record. Lineage: Eukaryota; Viridiplantae; Streptophyta; Magnoliopsida; Solanales; Solanaceae.